This is a messenger RNA of Maudiozyma saulgeensis, 2172 nucleotides long. The record is from the annotation of a GenBank genome assembly. NCBI's taxonomy places the organism in Eukaryota, Fungi, Ascomycota, Saccharomycetes, Saccharomycetales, Saccharomycetaceae.
AUGGAUGAGGUAAAUGAAGAAACCCUAAGAAUCAGGGAACAGGUUUCAUCCCUUUCUACUCAAUUGAUGGAAAGUGUUGAUAGACAAUCUCAACUGGAGGAUAAAUUAAGACAGGCAAACAAAUUAAUACAAUCCCAAAGUGCAUCUGUAGCAACUCUCGAAUCAAUACAAAUAGAACAUGAUUCUUUGAAACAAAAAGUUAUCGAAAAGGAUGCAACGAUCAAGGGUUUACAAGGUGACUUGAAGUCAGAAAAUGACUUACGUACCCAAGCAGAAACAGAAGUAGAUAAAUUGAGCCAGGAGGUGGAAGAUCUGACAGCAUCUUUAUUUGCUGAAGCGAACAACAUGGUAGCCGAUGCCAGGAAAGAGAAACACACAACUGAGAUACUUAAUACUAAAUUAGUAGAACAGCUAAGGGAUAAAGAUAAUAUGCUAGAGACAUUGAAUUUACAAUUAAAGAAUCUAAAAAUUGUUCUUCAAAAUGUCGAAAAGGAAACUGUCUCAAAUCAAUCCAGUAGGUAUUCCACUGUCUUAAACGACUCAGAUACAAUUUCUGGUAGGUCUUUAAACAAGGUUACGACUUCAAGCUCCUCGAUUACCAAGGAUGCUGACAAUGUAGUGCUUUACUCUCCCUAUGUAACAACUAUUCGUUAUGAUUUAACACUAUUCAACGAAUUUUUGAAAUUUAUUGCUGUUCUACCAUAUUGUAAAACUAUACGAGAAACUGCUUCUGAAUCAAAACUUUUGAGAAGAUUAAUCAAUGAUGAAGUGCAACCGGUACUUAGAAUUGAUAAUGCACCAGGCGUAGGAUGGCUAGCUAAAAAAUCCCUAAUGCAAAAAAUGAUAGAUGGUUUAGUUAUCUUAGAACCAUUAAGUGGGGUUAAUGAAACAUAUCAGAUUGGAUAUCGUAACGCUGAUGGGAACACCUCCAAACCCUUGAAACAAGAUGCAAACUCAAAAGAAUCACAUAUGUUUAAUUAUCCUGCUAAUUCACCCCCAGUAGCAGUUCAUGGCCCUUGUGCUUUUUGUGGAGAGAGUAGGGAUGAUAUUAUUGAACAUGCAAGAAUGCACGUCCUAAAAGUUCAAAGUAAAGCUGACGAUGGUACUCUAACAGUUACUAGUACAUACUCUUUAUGUUAUAGUUGUGUUAACAAAGUUAGACAAACGGGACAAAUAUUUGCGUUUUUAAGAUCACUUAAAUUGGGGACCUGGCAUUUGGAAAGGGUUACAUUAAAAACAAUCGAAAAGGGGGACUGGAACAAAAUGGGCAAUGUCCAGAAAGUAGGGAAACCUGUUGUACCUCUAGAUAAAAAGUCUAAAAGAAUGAGCUUCAUGGAAGGUUUAGGAAUUUCUCAGAGUAAAAUGGCUGCUCAGGUAGAAACUGCAAAUGCAGUGGUUGAACGUGCUGGUUUUCCAACUACUAACAUACAAAGAGCUUGGUUACACUUAUGCCAAUUGCGUUCGAUGCUUUUCUGGACGCAUAUUGGUAUUUGGUCAGUCGAUGACUCUAUUACAAGCAAAAUUGGACCAAUAAUAAAAUCUAAAGAGGAAACUGUAGAAACACAACUCCCAAGUGCUAUAGAAAGUUGGAAACUUUCACAAAGUCAGGAAUCUCUAACAUCUCAUAAAGAUCCAAUGCAAGAAAAGGAUGAUAUGUUUGAUUUUGAAAGUAAAAGUGAUUUAGAUCAGGAUAUCAAAUCCGAGACCUUGGAUAAUAAAACAGCGGAACAAACAGAAAUGAAUAAAGAAAAAACCUACACAGAACAAGAACAAGAACAAGCACAGGAACAAGAUGAGACGUUUACUAAAGAAGAACAAAAACCGUCUAUUGUCCAAGAAACGACGGAUGUUAUAGAAGCUGCUGCAACAUUAGAGUUGAAGGACAACAAUGAGGCAAAAGGAAAUAUUGAUGACAAUGGUGCCCAAGAUUUGAAUGCAGACAGUAUACAGGACCUCACAACGGACCAAACGGUUUCUAUACCCGAGGAGAAUGACGUGAAUGAAAAUUCUCCUGAGGGAGGUGAUGAGAACAAUUAUACUCCCGAUCUCAAUAGUGAGGAUGAUCAUAGCAUUGAUAUUCUGAAUGAUUACACAGAAAAUGCACAGAGUAAAGAAGGUACCUCAUCACUUUCAAAUGAAGAAGAAUUCGAUGAUGCACAGGAACAUGUGUAA